AUGGCCGACCACGACGAUCUCGCAGCCACCCGGACCGAGGGUUUCAAGGUCGGCGAGAAGAAGAAGCUCGAUGAGUACAACAAGCUUGAUGCCGACGAUGAGGCUAUGGUCCGCUGGAAGGCCUCUCUGGGUCUGAACCAGGGCGAGCCCAUCGGCAAGCCCGGCGACCCUAACUGUGUCAUCAAGUCGCUGUCCCUCGUCGUUGACGGUCGUCCCGACGUUACGAUCGACCUGUCCUCCGCCGGCGCCGUCGAGACCCUCAAGGACAAGCCGUUCACCAUCAAGGAGGGUGCUAAGUUCCACAUCAAGGUUCUGUUCCAGGUCAAUAACGAGAUCCUCAGCGGCCUCAAGUAUUUGCAGGUUGUCAAGCGCAAGGGUAUCCGCGUGAGCAAGGACGAGGAGAUGCUGGGUAGCUUUGCCCCCAACACCACCCAGAAGCCCAUCUACGAGAAGGAGUUCAAUGAGGAAGAGGCUCCCUCCGGUAUGUUGGCCCGCGGUCACUACAAUGCCGUCUCGCGCUUUCUCGAUGACGACGACCACGACCACUUGAUUUUUGAAUGGUCUUUCGACAUCGCCAAGGACUGGUAG
Molecule: messenger RNA, 588 nt
Organism: Penicillium chermesinum
Lineage: Eukaryota; Fungi; Ascomycota; Eurotiomycetes; Eurotiales; Aspergillaceae
Product: Rho GDP-dissociation inhibitor
Exons: 3
Coding region: 1-588 (195 amino acids)
Biological process (GO): Rho protein signal transduction
Cellular component (GO): cytosol; cytoplasm; membrane
Molecular function (GO): Rho GDP-dissociation inhibitor activity; protein binding
Source: RefSeq, a predicted model, not a curated record